AUGACACGCGACCAUCUUCCCAUCAAACCACAGCCCGGUCUAGACAUCGAGGAAUUCGACAUCCCAGCCCGCGAUAACCACCCAAUCCGAGUGCGAUCCUACAAGCAAUCCAACUCGGCCAAUCUCCCGCUGCUCAUCUACCUCCACGGCGGAGGAUUCGUCACCGGCGGCCUGGAAACGGACGACGAGUCCUGCCGUGCCAUCGCGGCCGACAUCCCCCUUCUAGCGCUCAACGUCGAGUACCGGUUGGCGCCGGAACAUCGGUUCCCCGUGGGAUUCGAAGAUAGUCGCGAUGUGGUGUACUGGGCCGCUUCGCCCACCGGCCAGCAGCGAUUAUCGACCAACCUACAAAAGGGAUUCAUUCUAGGCGGCACCUCUGCUGGCGCAAACUUCACCGCCGGAAUCGCACAUCUAGCAGCUCAUGAUGGCCUCCAGCCCCGACUGACCGGGCUACUCUUCCUAGCAGGCAGCUUCUGCCACCCAGACGCACGUCCAGCACAGUACCGGGAUCGAAUCCUCAGCGUAGAUGAGAUCAACGACGCUCCAGGCCUAACGAGAAAAUCGAUCGACUACUUCGCAGGCAGCCAAUGUGCAGAGAAAUACGGAGCACCACCCAGUGACAAACGUCUCUCGCCCCUUCUGUUUGAAUCUCACGCAAACAUAGCCUUCCGAGCCGCGUUCUAUAUCUGCGGGUGGGAUCCCCGGCGGGAUGAGGCUUUCUUGUUCGAUGAGCUGUUGACAAACGAAGGUGUUCUGACGAUGAGAUAUGUUUACAAGGGUCUACCGCAUGGCUUCUGGACGACAUGUCCGGAUCUGGAGGAGUCGAAGGGAUGGAGAAGAGAUUUACUCGAAGGGGUCCGGUUUUUAUUGGCUCGAGAGUACUAG
Messenger RNA from Aspergillus steynii IBT 23096, 885 nucleotides. Its product is annotated as alpha/beta-hydrolase. The coding region runs from base 1 to 885 and encodes 294 amino acids. Gene Ontology annotation, molecular function: hydrolase activity. Lineage: Eukaryota; Fungi; Ascomycota; Eurotiomycetes; Eurotiales; Aspergillaceae. The transcript is spliced from 3 exons. The record is from RefSeq and is a predicted model, not a curated record.